Messenger RNA from Fomitopsis serialis, 336 nucleotides. RefSeq lists its product as uncharacterized. The transcript has 3 exons. NCBI's taxonomy places the organism in Eukaryota, Fungi, Basidiomycota, Agaricomycetes, Polyporales, Fomitopsidaceae. The record is from RefSeq and is a predicted model, not a curated record. Bases 1 to 336 code for a protein of 111 amino acids.
AUGGCUGCCAUCACCUGCUCGUUCGCCCGUAUCCACGACACGAACCUGAAGAAGCAGGGCAUGCUCGCGCUCACGUUCGCCGACUCCGAGGACUACGAGAAGCCCAGUGACGGAUCCAAGGAGGAGCUCUCGCUCACGAACAGCCUCCACGACGGAAUCAUCGAACCCGACGGUGACGAUCCUUGUUCAUUCACGAGUCCCUACGCGACGCCGCGCACCGCCUCGACCACACUGCGCGUCGAGCCGCGCUCGCCGUACCUCAAGCUCGGCAUCUUCUCGAUGCUCGCAAGCGCAUUCAGCCGAAUGGACGGGCGACAAUUUAUUCGGACUUUGUGA